CGGCAUUCUAGGGACGUUUGUGUAAGUUGCUGCAGUAUAAAAGCACCCUUUAACUCGGAGGCAACAUCGACCUUUCGUCCAGAUCAGUAGCCAUGGCCCGCAAGAUCGUCAUCGUCCUCUGCUUCGCGCUGUUCGCAGCUGCUGUGGCGCAGAGCCUCUACACCGACGACCAGGUGGCUGACCUCGACGGCCGCAUCGCCACGUGCCUGAGCCGCCUGCCUGCCGGGCCCAGCGAUGCCUGCCGCCUCAGUGCGGGGACUAACCCCAUCAAGGAGGGAGCCAGGAGGGAGUACCGCGUCGAUCCGAUCGUCGAGUGCUUGACCAAGGCCGGCAUCCCGCAGGGACCGGCCCUCAAGUCGGCCAAGUACUGUCUGACCUUGUCGCUGUGGAGGCCUAUUUAGACAGCUGAGCCAAUUUUGGGCCUGUGUCUUAUUUUACAGAAAUAUAAAGACAAGUGAGGACUCAGA
Thrips palmi is the source of this 467-nucleotide messenger RNA. RefSeq lists its product as uncharacterized. Lineage: Eukaryota; Metazoa; Arthropoda; Insecta; Thysanoptera; Thripidae. The coding region runs from base 93 to 401 and encodes 102 amino acids. The record is from RefSeq and is a predicted model, not a curated record. The transcript is spliced from 3 exons.